CUCCUUUUUUUCCUGUGCACUGCGCGCUCUGGUGAGAGGAGCAGCUGCAGCAUCAACAACAGGAAGACAGGAAUCCGCCUGCGUGCUUAUAUGGAGCAGUCAUUCACACUUUCACGUGCGUGUGGAACCACAACUCCCUGCGACAGUCGAGACUAACCCGGACAUGGAGCUGUGUUUGCGGCUGCUGGCCGGCGGUUCGCUGCUGCUGCUGCUGCUCCUCUCCUCCGGGGCGGAGGGCAAAGAGAGAGUUUACUAUGUUGGGAUUAUUGAGGACGCGUGGGAUUACGCGCCAAGUGGAAAGAAUCUGCUCAACGGGGAACUCAUCGAAGCAGACGAGCAUGCGUCCAUUUUCCUGGAAAGAGGACCCAACCGCAUCGGCAGGGUUUAUAAGAAAGCCAUGUUCCGACAGUACACGGAUGCGACGUACAGCAAACGGGUCCCCCAACCAGUUUGGUUGGGCUUCCUGGGUCCAGUGCUGCGAGCUGAGGUCGACGACGUUAUCGUGGUCCACCUGAGGAACUUUGCAUCCAGGAACUACUCCAUGCAUCCUCAUGGAGUUUUCUAUGAGAAGGAUGCAGAAGGGGCGCUCUAUCCAGAUGGGACGUCGGGCAGGCUGAAGGAGGACGACUCUGUCCCUCCAGGAGGCAGCUACACCUACCGCUGGGAGGUUAGGCCAGAAUUCGCCCCCACUGAUGGUGAUGCAAACUGCCUGACCUGGGUCUACCACUCUCACGUAGACGCUCCCAUGGACAUCUCCUCAGGACUGAUAGGGGCUUUACUCACUUGCAAGAAAGGCAUCUUGAAGGAAACACAAAUAGGAUCUGCCCAAGACUCCGCCCGUCAUGAUGUGGACCAGGAUGUCUUUUUGAUGUUCCAUGUAGUGGAUGAGAACCUGAGUUGGUACCUGGACGACAACAUUGAGAGUCUCUCUAAUCCAGAUGAAGAAGACCCUGAUUUUCAAGAGUCAAACAAGAUGCAUGCUAUUAACGGCUACAUGUUUGGAAACCUCCCCGGGAUCCAGUUGUGCCAGCAUCGUGCGGUAGCCUGGCAUUUGUUCGGCAUGGGUAACGAGGUGGACAUUCACUCUGCCUUUUUCCAUGGGAAUACACUGCUGGACCGCGGUCACCGCACGGAUGUCCUCAGCCUGUUCCCAGCCACGUUUGCUACUGCUGAGAUGGUCCCGAAAUCUAAAGGAAAGUGGCUUCUGACCUGCCAGGUUAAUGACCACUUGCAGGCUGGGAUGCAGGCCUUCUAUGAAGUCAAGUCAUGUGGCGAUGGAUCCAGCACCACAGCGCCCGCUGGUGCUGUGAGGGAUUACUUCUUGGCAGCAGAGAAAGUCGUGUGGAGCUACGCUCCCUCUGACAAGGAUCUGAUUAACAAUGUGUCCCUGACUGACGCUGACAGGGCAUCAGAGGUGUUUUUUGGAAGAGAGGAAGGAAGGAUUGGAGGUCAAUAUAUGAAAGUGGUCUACAGAGAGUACACAGACAACACCUUCACCAUCAGAAAACCAUCAAGACCUGAUCAGGAACAUUUAGGAAUCUUGGGUCCAGUGCUGAGGUCAGAGGAAGGAGACACUCUCAGGGUGACAUUCAUGAACAAGGCUGAUAGAAAAUACAGCAUCCAGCCUCAUGGUCUGCACUAUGACAAACAGUUCCAGGGAAGCAACUAUGAGGACGGUGUUGACAAGCCCGGCUCUCGCGUCGGUCCAGGUGAGAGCUUCAUCUACACCUGGCAGGUCCUAGAAGGUCCAUCUUCAUCUGAUUCCCCCUGUAUCCCCUACUUAUACUACUCUGCCACUGAUCCGGCCGUGGACACCAACUCUGGAUUAGUGGGACCUCUGCUCGUGUGCAAGAAAGGCAUGCUGGGGGCGAACGGAACCCAGAAAGGCGUGGACAAGGAGUUCUUCCUUCUCUUUUCUGUAAUGGAUGAAAACAUGAGCUGGUAUUUGGAGGAGAAUAUUGAGAGAUUUGGAAGCAACCAGAGCGACCCAGAAGCUGACGACUUUGUGGAGAGCAACAAGAUGCAUGCUGUAAAUGGACGCAUGUAUGGGAACCUUGACGGACUGGAUAUGUGUGCCGGGGACAAAGUUUGGUGGUACACCUUUGGGCUAGGUACAGAGGUGGACAUCCAUGGAGUUUAUUUUGAAGGGAACACCUUUAAGAAGCAGAGCACGACACGAGACACUGUCAACCUGUUCCCUCACAUCACUGCGACUGUCGCCAUGCAGCCCAACAUGCCUGGUGUGUAUGAGGUGAGCUGCAGAGUCACAGACCACUUCUCAGCUGGCAUGAGGCAGCAGUACAGAGUCGGCCUCUGCCCGGGGCGUAAGGUCAAUGCCACCCGAACGCAGCCGACCAAGACUGUCCAGUACUUUAUUAGUGCUGAAGAACUGGAGUGGGACUAUUCUCCCGCGAGAGACUGGGAGCUGGAGAAGCACCAGGCCACAUCAGAGGACAGUCCAGGCAGCACUUUUGUGGAGAAAGCAGAGAACAGAAUUGGAUCACGCUACAAGAAGGUGGUUUACAGAGAAUACACGGAUGAAACCUUCAGAAUUCAGAAGAUUCGGACGUCCAGUCAACAGCACCUGGGGAUUCUGGGUCCAUUAAUCAAAGCCGAGGUCGGAGAGCAGAUUGUGAUCACAUUUAAGAACAAAGCCAGUCGGCCGUACUCCAUCGGUGCACAUGGAGUCAAAGCGAGUGGCGCUCACGUUCCUGUCAAACCUGGUCUCAUUCUUGAAAUGACGUGGGACGUUCCUGUAAGCUCUGGUCCUGGAGUCACAGAUCCUAACUGCAUAUCUUACGCCUAUUUCUCCAACGUUGACUUCAUUAAGGACCUGUACAGUGGUCUGCUGGGGCCUCUGGUGAUCUGCAGGCCCGGGACUCUGCAGCACGGCGAGGGGCCCGGCAGAGCGAGGGCAGACGUGGAGAAGGAGUUUGCGCUGCUCUUUAUGGUGCACGAUGAAAACCAGUCGUGGUACGUGGAUGAAAACAUCAGGACGUACCUCGGCGUUGAUCCUGGCACCUUCACGAGAGACGAAGACUUUGAAGAGAGCAACAUGAUGCACGGGAUCAAUGGGAAACUGUACGGUAACCUCCAUGGACUGGAGAUGAUGCAGGGCCAGAAGGUUGACUGGUAUCUUCUGGGGAUGGGGAAUGAAGUGGAUAUGCACACUGUACAUUUCCACGCUGAGACGUUUACUUACAAGACGGACCGCGUCCACCGUGCUGACGUCUUUGACCUCUUCCCCGGGACUUUCCAGACUGUGGAGAUGGUUGCUGGGAAUCCAGGAACUUGGUUGCUCCACUGUCAUGUGACGGAUCACAUUCACGCUGGCAUGGAAACCACUUUCACCAUCAAAGAAAAAAGCUUCUCAAAAGCCCCGGACGCUGAAGGCUCCAUGAAGGUGCUGCUGCUCACGCUCGCGCUCGUCUUGUUACUGUAGGUGAGCUGCACUGACGACACUGGACUGUAUGUAACCACAGAGAAGCACUCGACAGCUCCAGGGACAAAUCUAGUUGUGCAUGUAUGUGUGUUGUACUGUAUAUAGAUAUGACUGUGUGUGGUUCUGUUCUCUGACUGUCACAAAGCACUGCUGUAUUUUAUUUCACCAAAGAAUUCAUUCUGUCUGCUGUUUAAAAGUGCUAGAACCACGUAUCACCACAAGGUGGCGUUACCUUCAAAAAGUUUUUUAUUGUUGUCUGAUGAUUUUUUGCAGCUUUUAUUACAAACACAGUAACUUUUACGUGGAAUUCCUGCAAACAUGUGCUGUCCUGUGGCGGCUGAUCAGAUCAAUAAAUGUUUUUGAUAAGGUUAAAGGAAA
This is a messenger RNA of Solea senegalensis (Senegalese sole), 3820 nucleotides long. Its product is annotated as ferroxidase HEPHL1-like. The transcript has 20 exons. Gene Ontology annotation, molecular function: ferroxidase activity; copper ion binding. Lineage: Eukaryota; Metazoa; Chordata; Actinopteri; Pleuronectiformes; Soleidae. The record is from RefSeq and is a predicted model, not a curated record. The coding region runs from base 164 to 3442 and encodes 1092 amino acids. Gene Ontology annotation, biological process: iron ion transport. Gene Ontology annotation, cellular component: plasma membrane.